Molecule: messenger RNA, 1280 nt
Organism: Rattus rattus (black rat)
Lineage: Eukaryota; Metazoa; Chordata; Mammalia; Rodentia; Muridae
Gene: Cdc34
Product: cell division cycle 34, ubiqiutin conjugating enzyme
Biological process (GO): protein polyubiquitination; ubiquitin-dependent protein catabolic process
Molecular function (GO): ubiquitin conjugating enzyme activity
Source: RefSeq, a predicted model, not a curated record
GCGCGUUAGGCGCGGGCCGGGCCGGGCCGAAGCGAGCGCCGGGCGGGCAGCGGCGCCAGAGCGAGUGGAGCCUUCAGGGGUCCCCAGGUGGUGGCGGCGGCGGCGGCGCAGAGGAGGAAGGCGGCGGCUCUCCCCUGCCGGCGCGCGACCCGGUCCGUCCCGCGAGCUCGCGCCGGUCCCGCGGCCCGGCCCGGCCCCGGCCCCGGCCCCUCCGCCGCCGCCGCCGUCACCGCCAUGGCCCGGCCGCUGGUGCCCAGCUCGCAGAAGGCGCUGCUGCUGGAGCUGAAGGGGCUGCAGGAGGAGCCGGUGGAGGGCUUCCGGGUGACGCUGGUGGACGAGGGCGACCUGUACAACUGGGAGGUGGCCAUCUUCGGACCCCCCAACACCUACUAUGAGGGCGGCUACUUCAAGGCUCGCCUCAAGUUCCCCAUCGACUACCCAUAUUCCCCACCAGCCUUCCGGUUCCUCACCAAGAUGUGGCACCCAAACAUCUAUGAGACAGGGGACGUAUGCAUCUCCAUCCUCCAUCCCCCAGUUGAUGACCCACAGAGUGGGGAGCUACCCUCAGAGCGGUGGAACCCCACGCAGAAUGUCAGGACCAUCCUCCUGAGUGUGAUCUCCCUGCUGAAUGAGCCCAACACCUUCUCGCCUGCCAACGUGGACGCCUCGGUGAUGUACAGAAAAUGGAAGGAGAGCAAGGGGAAGGACCGCGAGUACACGGACAUCAUCCGGAAGCAGGUCCUGGGGACCAAGGUGGACGCAGAGCGCGAUGGCGUGAAGGUGCCCACCACGCUGGCCGAGUACUGCGUGAAGACCAAGGCGCCGGCGCCCGACGAGGGCUCAGACCUCUUCUACGACGACUACUAUGAGGACGGUGAAGUGGAGGAGGCCGACAGCUGCUUUGGGGAUGAAGAGGAUGACUCUGGCACCGAGGAGUCCUGACCCACGUCCCUGAAAUAAACUUACAAAUUUUACCUCAGCAGGACCCGUGUGGGCCUCAGGCGACAGACUACCUCACCGAGGUUCAAUGUGGGCUCCCAUCCCAUGAUCCUUAGGUCCUCUUACCCUGUAUUCCCCAUGGGUUUUCCUCGGCUUUGGAGAAGAGCUGUGGUGCAGGGCAGACACCCCACUCAGCCUUCAGAGGAUGACAAGCCUGGGAGGCUGGGGACCGACUGCCUGGGGGAGCCAGAGACUCCAGCCCAAAGAGGGCCAGCCCCACAGUCUCCUCUCUGCUUUUGGUGUGUGUGAAAUCCAAAUAAAAUAGCUUUCUGAGAAGCUGA